Molecule: messenger RNA, 2705 nt
Organism: Amphimedon queenslandica
Lineage: Eukaryota; Metazoa; Porifera; Demospongiae; Haplosclerida; Niphatidae
Product: protein FAM160A1-like
Exons: 8
Coding region: 89-2620 (843 amino acids)
Source: RefSeq, a predicted model, not a curated record
ACGUGGGCGUUGGUAAAAGCAAAAUGGCUGCCAGUACCAACUAAAAAGAUUCACUGUAGUGAAGAAAAGGAUAGACUGGGUACCUAGAAUGGAGGAUUUGCAGUCACGUGACUCUCACGUGAUCCCUUUCUCCACUAAUCCUUUUGAUGAUCUUGAAGAUGAGGAAGAAGCCGAAGAUGAUCAGUUGGCCACGCCCAUAAUCAAUGACCACGCCCACAAAGACAAUAACCCAUUCUCCUCCUCAUCGACUGACCUUGACCUCAUGACGGAACACUGGGAAGAACUCUCUGACCUCUUGGAGUCUCCGAUAUCGAACCCGUUUGCAUUACAAGAAUUCCAGCAGCACCUGGUAUCAAUCACUCGUAUAAUUGAGGGGGAGGAGCCUAUCAGUCAGCAGACCACGCCCUGUAUUGAGCUACUACUGAGCGAAAACAUUCUUGAGAAACUUUACCUGUUCUCUACCAAACAGCGUAACUACCUCUCCGAUAUACGUCAGUCUUUACUGGUACUAUUCAAGUCACUGCUCUCUCGUCCUGGUCAGCCAUUGUUCAUUCACCAGCAGGUCCUACGCCCACUCAAUAGAUUGUUAAGAGUCUGUGAAACGGCUAAAGACGACAAACUCAGUCUAUCCAUUUUAUGUCUUCUUCAUCAGAUUUGUUUAUUAAUUCAAGAGAAUGAGACAUGUCUUGAUCUGUUCUUUACCUAUGGAGGAGGUCAGGUCCCGUCAAAGUUCUUCAUCUUCUCUCACCUGGUGUCUCAUAUUCAUGAUGGAGGAGAAGGAGGGGCUAGAGCUAGGGACGCCAUGUUGUUCUGUUUAUCUGUCGCUGAGAGAUCCUCCUCCUCUAGUUUGUGUGACUUUAUAGUCAGUGACACUGAUUUCUGUCAGGUAUUGGCAACUGGUUUGAGUGGUUUAUAUUCCUCCCUCCCGGUGUCAGUGCCACUGGUUGACAGUGAGUGGGUCUCUCCUCUCAAUGAGUUGGAGGCAUCAGUGCCGGAACUUAAGAACUUUAUGCAAGCACUUUCAUACUGCAACUCUGUACUCCAGAUGGCUCCUUUAUUAAUUUGUCAAGCUGUUUCUUCGCUAAUUAAAAACGGGUUUUUAAAACAAGUUCUUGGUCCAGCGAUACUACAAGCUUCAACUGACGAGGCUGCUGUUGCCAUUGGUUACCUGUGUAUAUUUCUAAACAACAUCACCAACCCGUCGUUAAUGAAGAUAUUUUUACAGUUCCUGAUGACAGGAGAGAGUGACGGAAGGAAUGUCUGUAACAUAGUAAUACAAUACAUUAAUAAUAAUAUUAACAAUAAGUUAGUUGCAAUGUCUCUCGAGUUAUUUUAUAUUUUAAUUAACUUAAACUGCGAGGACGUGUUGCUAUGGUUACUGCUCCAACACCUGUUGCUAGGCAACCACAUACCCCCGGCCCAGUUGCCCUCUGUAAAAGUCCGAGACCACUACUGCGUGGGCCCCAAGAGAUUACUUGAAAUGAUACCUUCCUGCUGCUCCAAAGCCGAAGAACUGUACUUGGAAUCAAUUUUAAAAUCAUCACCUCAGGCCAGCCGAGACUCCUCCCCUCUCAGGGACACACCCUCUUUAACGGACACGCCCACACGAUUAGACUCUCCCGUCCUUGACUACAGAGACUCUCCGACUAGCAUGUCCAGCAAUAGCUCAAGCACUGCCUUUGUUACGACCACACCCAUUGAUUCUCUAAUUAAUGCCCAAGAGGUAGUUUUUGAAUACAUGAGUCCUCAAGAGUCUUACUAUAACUACCUGCUUGAGAGCCGGGCCGCUAUUGCUGAUUGCGCAAGAUCCUGUAGGGUGUGGUCUAGUUGCUAUAGUAACUGUGUGACUAGAGACAAUGGCCCCGCCCCUAAGGGGGACGAUGGUUCAAUGGUGAGUGACACUGGUCCGUUACUAGUCCCAACACUAACUAAUGGAUUGAGUGAUGGGGAGGGAUUGUCCCCCAUCAGGAGGAGGAGGAGUAACUCACUUUAUGUACAUAAUAAUGAGAGGUUUAAUGACCAGGUUGGUUUGUUUAUGAAGGUUCUAAUGGAGAGGCUCUCCCAGUAUUUAUCCAACCCUCCGUUAAUUAAUGAGUUGUUAAUUAAACUAAUAACAAGACUAGCUCAUUACCCACAGCCGCUGAUAAGGUCCUACCUACUCAACCACCACCUGAUCUUCAAGCCAGGGAUUCCUAACCUACUUCAAGUUCUUCAAGGUAUUAAGGUAUCAAUAGAUUCUUUAGCGAAGGAAAGAGCUGAGAGUUUCCCCUCCAGAUUAGGACGAGCGAGAAAGACUCUGAUAUUCCAAGCAGCUGUUACUAAUGGAAGCAUCAGUGAGGAGACUGCAGCUGCUAUAUCAGCACAAUUCAGAUCAAGAUCAGACUCACACCUUUCAGACACUCCAUCAAAAGACAAUGAAACGACAAAUAACAAAGAUGAGCCGGUUUCAAGGCGUAGGGCCCUCACUGAAACUGGUAGGAGGAGAAUAAAGAAGAGACACAAGGUAACCAUUAACAUGGUAUUCUCUAUUGUCAUGUUUGGUGAGUGGAUGAAGGAACUAGCUUCGUUAGCUCAAGAGCACUCUGUCGUCAAUCCUGAACUACUGAUCAUCAAUGAAUGAAUAUUGCUAUCCUUUUUUUAAUUUUGUGUUUCAAUAAUUAAUUAUUGUUUAAUAGACGUUAUUUUUUAUAAUUAUAGAAAAUCAU